This is a messenger RNA of Linum tenue, 405 nucleotides long. The record is from the annotation of a GenBank genome assembly. NCBI's taxonomy places the organism in Eukaryota, Viridiplantae, Streptophyta, Magnoliopsida, Malpighiales, Linaceae.
AUGCUGGUAAUCAAACACAGAAGGCGACGCCGCCGCCGAAAACAGAGGAAGAGCCUCACCGCCGGCAGCAGCGGUUCCCGUUCGAUACGUUCAUCUCCAGCGAGAGAAGAGUGCCGAACGCAUCCGACCCACUUCACAACCGCUGAUUUCCUACGUGCCCAAGAUUUGCCGGAAAGUGAAAAAGGAAGGGGGAAAAAAAGGGGCCGGUUGGAGGUUUUUGGUCGGUCGGUAGUCGGUACCGUUGGUUCCUCUGCUUUUUUCUGUUUGUCAACGACGAUGACGUGGAGGUUUGAAAUAAUUUACCUUCGAUCGGUGGCUCCACGUUUAUCCCAGCCGUUGAUUUUUCUACUAUUAUGGCCGACCUUUCUCGUUUGGCCGGAGGAUCUCUCUUCAAUCUUCUUUUGA